Messenger RNA from Octodon degus (degu), 619 nucleotides. It is a transcript of the gene Tmem179b, whose product is annotated as transmembrane protein 179B. Lineage: Eukaryota; Metazoa; Chordata; Mammalia; Rodentia; Octodontidae. The record is from RefSeq and is a predicted model, not a curated record.
AUGACGAAACAGAUGUGGAAGACGGUCGGCCCUUACCUGCUUCCUGAUGUGGUCACCGGAGGUGUGGCCACCCUGAAGGGCUCUUUUCUGGCCUUAUCCCAAGCCUCAGCCCCCUCACUAUGCUACUUUGUGAGUGGUGUGGGCUUUCUGGCCCUCUAGUGCCUGCUGCUUCUACUCUUCUGGGUCUACAGCAGCUGCCUCGAGGACCUCCAAAGAGGUCCCGUAGGGCUCCGGAUUGCACUGGCUACUUCACCCUUAGCCACCUUCUUGGUCUUACUGUCUGCCUGCAUCCUUUCUCUGUGCAAGUCUGUCAUCUUGAACAGAACCAUUAGCUGCCCUGAAGCCCAGAAAAUUUCAUGGACACACCCUGGAACUGCUCUGCAGUUUUAUUCCAGCCUACACAAUGCUGAAGUGAGACCUAGUCAGUGUCUGUAGCUGUAAGGGCACUCACCAGUGCAGUAGUGGCUUGGCCUACCAGGGACAGGCUGAGGAGUGGAGGGGCCGUCUGCCGAACUGGGGUGGGCGGAAGGAAGGACUGCAUCUGAGGUGGUCCUAGUCCACACUCCUGCGCUGUCUCCCACAGGGCGAAUCUGGUAUUGUGGUGUUCGGUCUUGGUGUU